CGUUGCCGAACCGAACCAAGUGAAGUGCCUGCCUGUGUGGGGGUCGCGCGCGCGCGCGCUCGCUCUGUCCUCCCCUGCUCGCCGCCGCCGACUGACGCGAACGAGCGCUCCCUUCCGUCUCAUGGCCGCCGCGGGCGCCGCCAAGGUCACCGCUGCAGCGGCGGCCACGGCGGUGUUCAGGAGCAACCAGGAGCUCACCCGCCUCGCGCGGUCGGGGCAGCUGGCGGCGGCGCGCCGCCUGUUCGACUCCAUGCCCCGCCGCAACACCGUCACCUACAACGCCAUGCUCUCCGCGCUGGCCCACAACGGGCGGAUCGACGAGGCCCGAGCGCUCUUCGACGGGAUGCCCCGCAGGAACGCCGUCUCCUGGAACGCGAUGAUCGCGGCUUUCUCGGACCACGGUCGCGUCGCGGACGCCCGGAGCCUGUUCGACGAGAUGCCUAACCGGGAUGACUUCUCCUGGACGCUCAUGGUCUCCUGCUACGCGCGCGCGGGGGAGCUCGAGAUCGCCCGGGACGUGCUCGACCGCAUGCCUGGCGACAAGUGCGCGGCGUGCUACAACGCCAUGAUCUCUGGGUACGCCAAGAACGGCAGGUUCGACGAUGCGGUCAAGCUGCUGAAGGAAAUGCCGACCCCGGACCUGGUUUCUUGGAACUCCGCGCUGGCGGGUCUCACUCAGAGUGGACAAAUGGUUCGGGCAGGGCAAUUCUUUGACGAAAUGGUGGAGAAGGACUUGGUGUCCUGGAACUUGAUGCUGGAGGGAUUUGUGCGAGCUGGGGAUUUGGAUGGGGCCUCUACCUUCUUUGCAAGGAUUGAAUCACCUAAUGUAGUUUCCUGGGUGACCUUGCUCAAUGGGUAUUGCCGGGCAGGGAAGAUCGAUGAUGCAAGAGAACUGUUCGACAAAAUGCCUGAGCGAAACAUUGUGGCUUGGAACGUGAUGCUUGAAGGGUAUGUGCGGCUCUCUCGCAUGGAGGAGGCCUGUAAUCUGUUUGAGGAGAUGCCAGAUAAGAACUCGAUCUCAUGGACAAGUAUAGUAAGUGGAUUAGUACGUGCUGGGAAACUCCAAGAAGCAAAGGAUCUUCUCGACAAGAUGCCUUUCAACUGUGUCGCAGCAAAGACUGCACUGAUGCAUGGAUAUUUACAAAGGAAGAUGGUUGGUGAGGCUCGUCAGAUUUUUGAUGGAAUUGAGGUGCGCGACACAGUGUGCUGGAAUACGAUGUUAUCUGGUUAUGUCCAGUGUGGAAUGCUUGAAGAGGCCAUGUUGUUGUUCCAGCGAAUGCCCAGUACAGAUACAGUUUCUUGGAACACCAUGAUUGCUGGCUAUGCUCAGGGUGGUCAAAUGCGCAAGGCAGUUGGUAUCUUCAAGAAAAUGAAUAGGAGAAAUACAGUAUCUUGGAAUUCAGUUAUAUCUGGAUUUGUUCAGAAUGGCCUCUUUGUUGAUGCACUCCACCAUUUCAUGCUCAUGAGAAGGGACACAAAGAGGGCUGACUGGUCUACUUAUGCAAGCUGUCUCAGCGCGUGUGCAAACCUGGCUGCUUUGCAAGUUGGGAGGCAAUUCCACAGUCUUCUUGUUAGGAGUGGGCAUAUCAAUGAUUCAUUUGCUGGAAACGCCUUGAUUUCCACAUAUGCCAAGUGUGGAAGGAUAUUGGAAGCAAAACAAAUCUUUGAUGAGAUGAUAGUCAAGGACAUUGUUUCAUGGAAUUCGUUAAUUGAUGGCUAUGCUUUGAACGGUCAUGGGACCGAGGCAAUCUCAGUAUUCCUAGAGAUGAAAGCUAAUAAUAUCAGACCUGAUGAGGUCACACUUGUUGGUAUCUUGUCGGCUUGCAGUCGUGCUGGAUUUAUUGAUGAAGGAUUGAAGUAUUUCAACUCAAUGGAAAAGGAGUACUCACUAAAGCCUGUGGCUGAGCACUAUGCUUGCAUGGCGGACAUGCUUGGAAGAGCUGGGAGACUGAACGAGGCAUUUGAACUUGUGCAAGGAAUGCAGAUCCAACCAAAUGCAGGCGUGUGGGGUGCACUGCUUGGAGCAUGCCGGCUGCACAAAAACGAUGAGCUAGCACGAUUGGCUGCUGAAAAGUUGUUCGAACUGGAACCUCGCAAGACAUCAAAUUAUGUGCUGCUGUCUAACAUCAGUGCUGAGGCAGGCAAGUGGGAUGAAGCUGAAAAGACCAGGGCUUCGAUUAAAGAAAAGGGAGUGCAUAAGCCACCUGGUUUAGCUGGAUCGUCAUAGACCUUCUCAUUAAAUGAUUUAGCGCUAGCGAUGUCAGGGCAGUCCCAAUGGAAGAAACCGACGCGGUUUCCAUAGCACAAGAAAUCAUCUAUAAAAACUAUCUUCCACAGUGGAGGUGUCUUUGAGUAAUAAUUAUUUUCUCUUUCUCUCUCCCAACUCUAUCUUCUUCCUCCAAUGGGAGUGUGGCACGAGCCCCCUAGAAACGGAUGGUUUCUCCCCAAUGGCGAUUUCAUGGUUUCUUGGUGCAUUGGGUGAAGAGAAGACCUGAUUUCUUCAUGAGGAAACCAUUUAUAGGAUUUUUGCUCUCUUUCUUCAUUAAUUACGUUGCCAUGUCAGCAUUUUGCCUAUGUGGCAAGUUAUUUAAUGAGGAUAGAAAUCAUCAUCAAUAUACCAUUGGGACUGCCCUCAGUGACUAGUGUAGGUUUUCACUCAUCCAACUUGAGCAUACGGAGAGGAAAUUUUGUUGUCUGAACCAGACUUGCGUUUUUACACCCUGGUUGCUGGUUGGACGUCCGAUGCCUUUGAGGACAUCAUAUAGCGCAGGUGAAGAAUGAGGAGGACAGCAGUGUUUUUCUGUUUCGCAGAACUUCAUAAAACCAAGCCGGUGUAGUUCUUAGGUAUUUGUCUUAUAAGUACUUCUCUACUGAACUCCAGAUGCAGCUGACGUGAAUGA
This is a messenger RNA of Setaria italica (foxtail millet), 2900 nucleotides long. Its product is annotated as pentatricopeptide repeat-containing protein At4g02750. The transcript has a single exon. Gene Ontology annotation, biological process: RNA modification. The coding region runs from base 122 to 2227 and encodes 701 amino acids. Lineage: Eukaryota; Viridiplantae; Streptophyta; Magnoliopsida; Poales; Poaceae. The record is from RefSeq and is a predicted model, not a curated record. Gene Ontology annotation, molecular function: RNA binding; protein binding.